This is a messenger RNA of Camelina sativa (false flax), 443 nucleotides long. Lineage: Eukaryota; Viridiplantae; Streptophyta; Magnoliopsida; Brassicales; Brassicaceae. The record is from RefSeq and is a predicted model, not a curated record.
GUUUGGCUUGGAUCCUUUUUAAAAACAAACCCUUUAGAGAGAGACAAAGCUUCGUCAGGACAAUGAAGCAAAAGAUGCGUAUCAAGUUGUCAGAGAACAGUGACAAAUGCAGGAAGAAAGCAAUGAAAGCAGCUGUAGUUGCAAAAGGUGUAACCUCAGUGGCUGUGGAAGGAGAAUUUGAUGACAAGCUUGUGGUGGUUGGUAAUGAUGUGGAUGCGGCUCGUUUGGUAAUUGAGUUGAGGAAGAAAGCAUGUUUUGCUACUUUAGAGACUCUUGAAGAAGUAAAGCCGGAGAAGAAGAAGCCACAAGUCGAUGAAAAGUCCGUUACACCGAAUUGCUGCAUCGCUCAAUGUCCUGUGGUUCACAACGAGCAGCCUAGGUCUGAGAUUUAUAGAGUAGUGUACGACUCUUACGGUCCAACCACUGGAUGCAGAAUCAUAUAA